Molecule: messenger RNA, 2019 nt
Organism: Patella vulgata (common limpet)
Lineage: Eukaryota; Metazoa; Mollusca; Gastropoda; Patellidae
Product: potassium voltage-gated channel subfamily C member 3-like
Exons: 2
Coding region: 352-1944 (530 amino acids)
Biological process (GO): protein homooligomerization; potassium ion transmembrane transport
Cellular component (GO): voltage-gated potassium channel complex; membrane
Molecular function (GO): protein binding; voltage-gated potassium channel activity
Source: RefSeq, a predicted model, not a curated record
AAGAAUGUACAUCAAUUUCGUAUUAUGGCGCAUCUGGAGUGUUUACUGGUGUCUUGGGAUGAAUAUUGGUCAAGAAUUUAUAAUUACAUUCAUAGGAAAAUGAAUUAAGACAAUAUCAAGUUCAGUGCACAUAUAUAAACGUCCAUUCAUAUUGUUUGGUUCCAUUUAUCGGAGGCAAACGCCGGACUUUGUUCUAUUUUGAGAGUUUUUAUCCGAUUUUCAAGACUAUUUCUUGGAACAAUUUAUGUCAAGACUUUUUAUUAACAUUUAUUUAUAUAUAUUAAUUCGUGUUCGAAAACAAAACAGCAAUAAUUUGUUUUAUUAACGCUUAGUGCUUUUCUUAUCGAAUCAAUGUUUGUUUUCCCAAAGAAGUCCACCAUGCCUUUCCUGACAUCUAGAGAUCAACAUUCCAGCGAACUGCCUGUCACCGACUUGACUGUGGACACCACGGAAAGGAUAACUCUGAAUAUUGGCGGGAAACGGUUUGUGACGUCUAAAUUCUCCCUGCUGAAUAUCCCCACGACCAAAUUAGGAAAACUGUCGAAAUCAGACCCAUCUUAUGAUCCCAAAAACGACGAAUACUUUUUCGACAGGAAUCCUAAACUUGUUCAGUGUAUUCUAGAUCUUCAUCGAACAGGGGACCUACACUUGCCCGGCAACGUGUGCAGCACCGGAGUGAAGGCAGAGCUAGAAUUUUGGAAUGUUCCCGAAGAUUAUAUUGCCGAAUGUUGUUGGAAGACGUAUUCUUUACAGAAUCAAGACCUGAAGAUAGCCGCCAUUAUAGACCAACAAAUGGGACAAAAUGAAAGUGAGGAAACGAAACCAAGCAAACCGAGCAUACGAGAAAAGUUAUGGCGGUUAAUGGAGGAACCAAGUCACAGCUUCAAUGCCAAGGUAUGGCAUUUUGUGUACUUGUCGUUCGUGAUGCUGUCCAUUACAGUUUUUUGUGUGUCCACCAUUCCAAGCUUCAGACUUCAAGACAGCCCGGGUACACAGAAUGCAUCGGAGAUCGCUUUACAACCUUUUUAUAUCUUGACGCACACGCACCCGACACCCAUACUGCUUUACUUGGAUAACGUGUGCCUCGUCUUCUUUACACUCGAGCUACCAAUCAGAUUUCUCGUCUGUCCGACAAAGAAAGCAUUCUUCAAACGUGCGUUAAAUGUUCUCGAUCUGUUUCUGGUGACUGUAAUGAUAACCGCCUUCGGCCUUGACCAUUCACCUGCCUUUUAUCGGAAUGACGAAACCAUCAAAACCGUAGAAACAAUUGUUAGGUUGUUCCUAGGGUUACGAGUCUUUCGUAUUUUCCACCUGGCAAGGCGCUACCCAACCAUCAAAAUACUAUAUCUUACCGUCAAGGCGAGCCUUCGCGAACUUCUCCUGCUAUUGGUGGGCCUUACCAUGGCCGUCAUCGUUUUUGCGACCUUUGUCUUUUUGGCGGAAGCGAUGUCCUGUUCGAAUAGUUUCACGAGCAUACCUUACGCAAUAUGGUGGGCGAUCAUCACCAUGACAACGGUUGGCUAUGGAGACGUUUACCCAACAACGGUCCUUGGUUACUUCGUUGGGAUCUGCUGUGCUUUAUCUGGUUUGCUGUUGCUGUCCAUGCCAAUCGCAAUAAUCGCGGCCAAUUUCGGAGCUUACUACUCGAACUUGACCGUUAGAGAGGAAAGGGUGAAAAGAGAAGACACGCGCGCCCAUUUGAAAAUGCGGAAUGCCGCAGAAGCCAUGAAGAUGAAACUGGCGGUAAAAAAGUUAUUCAAUGUGACAUCCAAGUCCAACAAAACAGACGACAUUACCACGAGGUUAUCCGAAUUAACGGCACCUAUUAGUAAUACUACGAAUCAGAAGAAUUGGGAAAUUCCUAAAGAAAAAGAAGUUGGGAAUAGGACGAAAUAUACGUCACGACCUAAGAAAGUUUUAGGUCAGUCGGAAAUAAAAUACUAAGAGCAAGAGAGUUUUCCCAUAAAACUGACUGGCGGCACAUUUGUUACUUCAGCAGGACUGAGUUUUUUUGUCCGA